Molecule: messenger RNA, 3058 nt
Organism: Lobosporangium transversale
Lineage: Eukaryota; Fungi; Mortierellomycota; Mortierellomycetes; Mortierellales; Mortierellaceae
Product: histidine phosphatase superfamily-domain-containing protein
Exons: 8
Coding region: 97-3039 (980 amino acids)
Biological process (GO): inositol metabolic process; inositol phosphate biosynthetic process
Cellular component (GO): cytosol
Molecular function (GO): 5-diphosphoinositol pentakisphosphate 1-kinase activity; ATP binding; metal ion binding
Source: RefSeq, a predicted model, not a curated record
CUCGUUCCUCCUUGUCUCCACUCUAGUCUUUUCUUUACUACUUGUCUUAUUUACACCAUCGAAUCAUUUUCUACUUCAGCUUCGUGAAAGCAUAGAAUGGAAGGACAGCCCAUUCCCAUAACUAACGGGUUUACACUCCCUAGGUCCUUUGGUCGCUCCAUAGCAGCUCAGCUCAGCAGCGAUGGCGAAACUGAAAUCCCUUCAUUCAGUCCAAGCUCAUUUGGCUCGCUUACACCAAUUUCCCCUCCAAGUGCAUUUCAUCCACGAAAGAAAUACAUCAUUGGUGUAUGUGCAAUGGAUGACAAAGCUCGUUCAAAGCCCAUGCGUAACAUUCUGGACCGUCUGCUAAACAGUGGACCCUUCGAGGCUAUAAUCUUCGGCGACAAAUGUAUCCUUGAUGAAGAUGUCAAAGCAUGGCCAGCAUGCGACUUCUUUAUUUCGUUUUUUUCAAAAGGCUUUCCACUCCGCAAGUCUAUAGAAUAUGUUAAACUCAGAACACCAUUUUGUGUAAACGAGGUUGACAUGCAAACAGUUCUUUGGGACCGCAGGCUUGUGCUCGAAAUUAUGGACCAGAUCGGUGUACAAACACCUAAGCGGCUAACGAUGGAUCGCGAUGGCGGGCCUGCGUUGGAUGAGAGAGUUUUGCAAAAAUUGAAACUAAGAGGCGUAAGUGUUCCGAGCACUCGAUCAAAGCCAGAGUUCAAGAUCAUUGAUCAAGAUACAAUACAGAUCGGGGAUCAGAUCAUGACAAAGCCCUUCGUAGAGAAGCCUGUCUCUGGUGAAGAUCAUAACAUUCAUGUUUACUAUCAUUCUUCAGCUGGAGGAGGAGGGAGACGCCUCUUCCGCAAGGUCGCCAACAAAUCGAGUGAGUUUGACCCAGAUCUCAAUACGCCUAGAAUAGACGGAUCAUAUAUCUAUGAGGAGUUUUUGGAUGUUGACAAUGCUGAGGAUAUCAAAGUCUAUACUAUUGGCGACCAGUUUGUGUAUGCAGAGACUAGAAAAUCUCCUGUGGUAGAUGGGCAUGUUCGUAGGAAUACUGAUGGGAGAGAGAUUCGCUAUGUCGCCCAGCUCACGCCUGAGGAGAAAUCAAUGGCUGCAAGCAUCUGCAAGGUCUUUGGACAACGUGUCUGCGGAUUCGAUCUUUUGCGUGUGUCUGGCAAAUCCUAUGUUAUUGACGUCAACGGAUGGUCGUUUGUCAAAGGCAACAAUUACUAUUACAAUAAUUGCGCUAGAAUCCUUCAGGACGUUUUUUUGCGUAAUGCACGUCAACGCAAGCUGUCCGAAGUUGUCUUCCCCAGAGAACUCAGUGCUGAAAAUUCGUGGCGGCUGAAGGCAUUCGUUUCUGUCUUCAGACACGCUGAUAGGACGCCAAAGCAAAAGAUGAAGUUCACAUUCAGUUCAGCGCCAUUCCGGGAGCUUUUGAACGGUGGAGGUGAAGAAGUGAUCAUUCGGAAUGCAAAGGACCUGAAGCUGGUCUGUGCAGCAGCCGAGCAGGCAAUGGAAGAAGGGCUUGAGGACAGUAGUAGGUUGAUGCUGCUCAAGAAUAUCCUUGACAAGAAGUCAAAUUUACCAGGCACCAAAGUUCAAGUCAAGCCCACUAUUACCAAAGAUGAAGAAGGCAACUCCAAGUCAGUCAAGCUACAGAUUAUUGUCAAAUGGGGAGGGGAGUUCACACAUGCUGCUAAGUAUCAAUCCAGAGAUUUGGGUGACAAUCUCCGCAAAGAUCUACAGAUCAUGAACAAGCAAGUCUUGGACGAUGUCAAGAUCUUCACUUCUUCAGAGCGUCGGGUCCGUGCUACUGCUGAGUUGUUCACGCAGCGAUUCCUUGAUAUUAGAGAGGUUCCAAAAGAUAUGCUUUUAAUUCGAAAAGAGAUGCUCGAUGACAGCAAUGCUGCGAAGGAAAAGACUGAUAUCGUCAAGAAGGAGCUUCACGACCUGCUGCAGCCCGACAAUGCAGAUAAGAUUGCAAAGAUAUGGCCAAAGGGUGCGACAGAUCCAGGAGAAAUUGUGCAAGAUAUCAUUGUGACUAUGAGGAAACUUCGAGAGAUCAUGCGGAGGAAUUUCAAGAUCUUAGAUAUCGAUUCUAUUCAAAGAUCGUGGUGCUGCUAUGAAGAUCCAUCACUGUUUUAUGAGCGUUGGGAAAAGAUCUUUGGCGAAUUUGCGGAUGGAGAUCGUGAUGACUUUGAUCCAUCGAAGGUAUCGGACCUGUAUGAUUCAUUAAAAUAUGAUGCACUGCACAACCGGACCUUCCUAGAGAAAAUUUUUAUCGAUUCAGAGUCAGAUAGUGGUAUGGGACCUCUCAAGGACCUUUACUCCAAAGCCAAGAUCCUCUUCGACUUUGUGGCUCCACUGGAGUAUGGCAUCAGCGAGGAAGAUCGUCUCGAAAUUGGGCUACUGACUAGUAUGCCACUGAUCAAACAAAUUGUUGAAGACCUGGAGUCAUGCAAACGUCCAGAUGCGGCGCCAUGCACGCGCCUUUACUUUACAAAAGAGUCCCAUGUCCAUACCUUACUCAACAUUGUCUAUUUGUCGGGGAUCCCAACGCGCCUUAGCAAGAGCAAGAUCCCAGAGUUGGAUUACUUGACACAAAUCACAUUCGAAUUGUACGAAAGGAGUAGCCCUGUUAUGCCGGGUAAUGGGUCGAGGUUAAUGACUGGAUCGUCUCUCCAUGAUGAAAAUCAACACUUCCCCAGUUCGUCUCCGGAGUAUUCUCUGCGCAUCGGAUUCUCGCCCGGAGCAGGAAACCCCAAUAUUUUAGAUCUUCAUAUGGACUCAAAACACUGUCUCUCUGUUAUGCAGCGCCGCAACCUGACCGACCAUCUCCCUCUUGACGACGCAUUGCGGUACUACAAGACCCAGAUAGAGAACCCAAAGUACAGAAGUGUCAAUCGCCGGAUUCGCGAGAGUCGAAUGCUAGGGCACAGGCUAGUAGUGAACGAGAGCGAGGAGGAUACAAUUGAAGAUGAAACUCCUUUAAUGAUCAUAGGUUCUCCACCAGUAGAGCGUCCAGGGUUCGUGGAAAGGUUUUUUGAGCCAUAAAACACACGGCAACAGCAAC